Messenger RNA from Vicia villosa (hairy vetch), 1042 nucleotides. Its product is annotated as agamous-like MADS-box protein AGL21. The record is from RefSeq and is a predicted model, not a curated record. Gene Ontology annotation, biological process: positive regulation of transcription by RNA polymerase II. The transcript has 6 exons. Gene Ontology annotation, cellular component: nucleus. Gene Ontology annotation, molecular function: RNA polymerase II cis-regulatory region sequence-specific DNA binding; DNA-binding transcription factor activity, RNA polymerase II-specific; protein dimerization activity. Lineage: Eukaryota; Viridiplantae; Streptophyta; Magnoliopsida; Fabales; Fabaceae. The coding region runs from base 209 to 931 and encodes 240 amino acids.
ACUCACGAGUCACAGCAGUAAAGAUCUACAAUUAAUAUAUUCUAAUCUAAACAGUAAGCACCUUCCUCUUUCACCCAACUUCCUUUAACCUUUCUCUGCUUAUUCUAUAUAAAAACCUCUCUUUCCAUAAACUAAAAAUGGAAACUCUUCUUUACUGCAUCAUCUUCAUCUCACAUCAUCUUUGAAAAACCCUAGCUAGGUGAAAAGAAUGGGAAGAGGGAAGAUUGUGAUAAGAAGGAUCGAGAACUGUACAAGCAGGCAAGUGACUUUCUCAAAGAGGAGAAAAGGUUUGAUCAAGAAAGCCAAAGAGUUGGCGAUCCUUUGUGAUGCACAAGUUGGACUUGUUAUAUUCUCAGCUACUGGAAAGCUUUAUGAAUAUGCAAACACCAGCAUGAAAUCAGUGAUUGAGAGAUAUAACAGUUUCAAGGAAGACCAACAAGUGACAUAUCCAGAAUCUGAAGUCAAGUUUUGGCAAAGGGAGUCUGACAUUUUAAGGCAGCAACUACAGACUCUACAAGAAAACCAUCGGCAAUUGAUGGGAGAACAGCUUUACGGUUUGAGCAUCAGAAACCUUCAAGAUCUAGAGAGACAACUCGAACUUAGUCUCCAAGGAGUCCGAAUGAAAAAGGAGAAAAUUCUGACAGACGAAAUUCAUGAUCUGAACCAAAAGGGAAACCUAAUCCAUCAAGAAAAUGUGGAACUCUAUAAGAAGGUAAACCUUAGCCAACAAGAAAACACACAACUGCACAAAAAGGUGUAUGGCACAACAGAUACGGCCACAACCGCAACAAGCAAAAAUCCGUUUGUUCAAUUUCCAUUUGGUGUUGGCGGAGGAGGAGAAUAUGCACAAACAUUAUUUCAACUUCAGUUAUGCCAGCCUGAGCACGAGCAGUACUGCGAAACCUCUGGCAGUGCAAGUGCAACUAAAUGAAAGACUUUCUUAAGUUUAAUGAGAUGUUAUUAAUACAUUUGGAAAAGAAUGACACAAUUAACAUUGUUAUGUUAGGAUGGUGUAACAUAAUAAUCACAUUCAAUAAAAUAA